Molecule: messenger RNA, 1731 nt
Organism: Monoraphidium neglectum
Lineage: Eukaryota; Viridiplantae; Chlorophyta; Chlorophyceae; Sphaeropleales; Selenastraceae
Exons: 2
Coding region: 1-1731 (576 amino acids)
Molecular function (GO): ubiquitin protein ligase activity
Source: RefSeq, a predicted model, not a curated record
AUGGCGAUAGCCAGGUCUCUCAUAGACCAGGGCGGCGCCUCGUCAGCAGCCGCCGCAGGGGUGGGCCCCGGGGAGGCAGCAACCGGCGCCGGCACAGGCGCGGGCACCGCGACGAUCAGCGCGGAGCGGGCACUUGCUGAUUCCCUGCAGGCCGCGGCGGCGCACCGCAGCCUUGAGCGCGCGGCGGCGGCCGGCGGCGGGGGCGGCGGCGCCGCGGGCGCCUCGGCCUCGGCUGGACAGGGGAAUUUGCCUUUCUGGGCGCAGGCGAUGCUGCGAGGCGCUGUCAGCCGUGGGGGCGGCGAUCCUUGGGGGGCGCCUGACGAUUGGGAGGAUGAGGAGAGUGAGGGGGAUGAGGAGGAAGACGAAGAGUCAGAUGAGGAGGAAGGCGAGGAGAUGGGAGGCAGCGCGGCUGCGGCUGCGGCACUCCAGGCAGCGGCAGCGCGGGGGCGGGGGCGGCAGCUGCUGGGCGUGGUAGCAGGGGGCGUGGGCGGCGGGCAGCGGCACGGCGUUGGCGCGGCCGUGACCACCGAGGGCGCAGCAGAAGCGGCGGUGGCGGCGGCGGCGGGUGUGCCCGCGCAGGCGCAGCCGCUGCCACCCCCCAGGCUGGUGGCGCAGCUGAGGGAUUGGGCGGCGCUGGCCAGCAGCAGCGACGGCAGCGGCAGCCCCAACUCACCGGAACGGCGGCAGUGGCUGCACGCCCGCGCCGCAACAAGAGGCGCGGCAUCACGGCUGCCGCCGCACAUAUUAGACAUGCUGCGGGCACCUGCGCGCGCCAGCGGCAGCAGCGGGAGCGCCGGAGCCUCCCCGCCGGCCGGUCCCGCUGCGUCCGCGGCCGGGACUGGCGUGUCGGCUGCAUUUGCUGAGGCGCUGCAGCGGCAGCGGGAGGUGGAGGGGCAGCAGGGCAGGCCGGCUGCAGGGGGCACGGCCUUGGCGGAGGCGAUUGCUGCCGCAGCGGCCGCGGCCGAUGCUUCUGCACAGCAACUGGCGUUCCUCGGCCUCACCGCCCGCGCGGUGCCGCAGCCGCAGGCGAGCGGUGCCGGCGCCGCACCAGCUGCCGGCUUCGCGGCAGCAGCUGCGGCCGCGCCGCCGCCUUGGCUCCUGCCGCCGGCCGGGGCAGCCGGCGGCGGUGCCGGCGGCGCGGGCGCCGGCCUGGCGGCCCUGACGGAGCUCGUCAGCGCAAUGGGCAUCGGCAGCCCUGCCGCCGCCAGCUGGGCUGGGCAGCACUACCCCUUCCCUUCGCAGCCCUGGCCGCCCGCCGCCGCGGCGGAUGCGGCCGCGGCCGCGGUGGCCGGCGCGCCCGCGCCGCCGGCGCCGCGCCAUGGCGGCGGCCGGAGCAUGCGGGAGCUGGUGGAGCUGAUGCAGGGCCGCCUGGCGCGCCUGCGGGCGAUGGGCGAUGACGUCAUGAUGACGUACGAGCAGAUGGUCGCGCUGGAGGACGUGCGCGUGUUCACGCCGCCGGACGCGGUCGCGGCGCUGAGGCGGAGCGCGGUGGCGCCGGCGGACCGAGCGGGCGCGGGCGAUGAUGGCGGUGCGGCCGAGUGUGCGGCUGAAGGUGACGGCAGGCAUUGCGGCGGCGACGUCCGGGAGGUCUGCGUCAUCUGCAUGAGCGAUUACGAGGCGGGUGACACGCGCCUGCACCUGCCCUGCGGCCACGCCUUCCACGACGAGUGCGGCUCCAAGUGGCUGGGCUACAGCAAGCGCUGCCCGGUCUGCAAGCGCGAGGUGUGCUGA